AUGUCUGGACUCAGCAAAGAUUAUAUUAAAUAUCAAAAUAAUACUUUGGAAGAUGUAGUUAAAAAACUUGAAAUACUUUAUAAAGACACAAUCCAUGAAUUAAAAGCAAUUAGCACUGCAGUAGAGUUGGGUGCUGAUAUCCAAUUGGUAGCCGUAAUGAAACACUAUUUUAUCCCAGAAAUCAAUAAAAGUCAAGGAAAGAAAUAUACUGUGCAAACAUUCAAAAUCAGUGAGGUAAAAGUCAGUUAUGAUACCAAAAAAAAAUUUGAAGAUAUCUCUCAAUUAUGUAAAGAUAGAAAUAGUGUUCAUAAAUAUAUAGAAAUAAUUAAUAGAUAUAUUAAUGAUGUAAAAAUUGUUAAUAAUCUUUAUCCUGAAUCAAAGAAAUAUAUCGAUAAAUUCAAAGGUACUGUUGUCAAAGUCUUCCAUGAAAUCAAAUCAGAUCCAGAAUUCAUACAAAAAAUAAUAAAAUGCACAUUCACAAACAAAUCAUAA
This is a messenger RNA of Dictyostelium purpureum, 492 nucleotides long. RefSeq lists its product as uncharacterized. The record is from RefSeq and is a predicted model, not a curated record. The coding region runs from base 1 to 492 and encodes 163 amino acids. The transcript has a single exon. NCBI's taxonomy places the organism in Eukaryota, Evosea, Eumycetozoa, Dictyosteliales, Dictyosteliaceae.